Mollisia scopiformis is the source of this 606-nucleotide messenger RNA. RefSeq lists its product as uncharacterized. The transcript has a single exon. The annotation marks the transcript as partial. Lineage: Eukaryota; Fungi; Ascomycota; Leotiomycetes; Helotiales; Mollisiaceae. The record is from RefSeq and is a predicted model, not a curated record.
AGGGUGCCUCAGCGAUUCGUUGAUUUCAAUUUGCUGUCUUUUUGGUUGAAUCGAUGCCUGGGCUUACAUCUCGAGUCUUGCGCUUCGGAUUGGACCUUGAACCAAGAUGGUUCACUCCGCGUUAUCGAUGUUCGAGCGAAUUCCGUUGUUAAAGCCACUCAGAACUGCCAGUUCCUAGCUUUGUCGUACGUAUGGGGAGAUGUCCAACAGCCACUUCUUUUGAAAAGUAAUUGUGAUGUUUUGUUGGAGCCAGGCGCAUUAGACCGUAUUGAGCCUGAGACGCCACGAACGAUCAGAGAUGCCAUGGAGCUCUGCAGACAGCUCAAAGAGAACUAUCUUUGGGUCGAUAGUUUGUGCCUCCUCCAGGAUGAGCUCAACCAUAACCCCAAUCAAGUUGCAAAUAUGGGUCUGGUUUAUAAAGCAGCGAAAGCAACCAUUGUCGCCAGUUGUAGCGUCAAUUCGAAUGCAGGGUUGCCAGGUGUCGGCUCAAAUCCGCGACUAGGAAGACGUGAAGACAUAACAAUACAAGGUAUCAAGUACACCACUGCCUUGAGUAUGCCAACGGAUGCUGCUCAAAAGUCGGAGUGGAAUCAACGAGGAUGGACA